This is a messenger RNA of Vicia faba (fava bean), 870 nucleotides long. Lineage: Eukaryota; Viridiplantae; Streptophyta; Magnoliopsida; Fabales; Fabaceae. The record is from the annotation of a GenBank genome assembly.
AUGCCCGCCUUCCACCCUUUGAAUCCGGCCGGAACACCCGAAGUAACACUUGCAGUUUUGGCCAGCUCAACACAAACACUGUCACCAAACCGAGUUAAUUUCCUACACACACUAUUUAUCAAAACUCCACCUCUUCAGAAGAUUAAAAGAAUCGAACCAUCCAUAUCCAUAUCACCUAGUCCUAGUCCAAGCACCAAAUCGUUAACUCCACCGUAUAAGGUUGUUCCAGCACCAUCAACUGCUGAAAGGAAUUUUCCACCAUCCAUACAUCCAAUUCCACCUCAAAGGAAAGCACCUACUUUUAGUCCUCUCAUAUCCUCACCAAUUGCUCCAGCUCUUGUUACAAUACCUCCUGAAAUUUUGCCUAAAACUUCACCUAUUAGUCAACCAAUCGAACAUGGCAGUUUGCCUCCUAAGUUGCAUUACCACCGCUUACUCGACUCCAUAACCAAUGAUGCUCUCAGAAGCAUUUCAUCAAACACCAUCAACGCACCCCUCAAAGUCUACUGCGGGUUCGACCCUACUGCCGAGAGCUUGCACUUGGGCAACCUUUUGGGUCUCAUUGUUCUAUCUUGGUUCCGUCGUUCGGGACAUAAUGUUGUUGCUGUGAUCGGCGGGGCCACCGCGCGUGUCGGCGACCCAUCUGGGAAAAGCUUUGAAAGACCAGAGCUUGAUGUUGAAACUUUGGAAAGGAACACUGCAGGUAUUGAAAACACCAUUAAAACAAUCUUGGGUCGUGCUAAAAAUCCUAACUUUGAAGAUUCGAAUGUGAAUGGUAAUGAUUCUUCUGUUGUGGUUUUGAAUAAUUAUGAUUGGUGGAAAGAGUCUAGUUUCUUGGAUUUUUCUGAAAAGGGUUGGGAAGUAUGCUAG